AAACCAAUUUCAACCUCCUCGCCGGAGAAAAUGGCGGAAGACAAAGAAGCUACGACGAGUUCGCUGAGUCAAGGACUCACUCCUCACCAAGACCCCGACGAUGCUCCCAAGUCUCCUCCCAACUCUCCUAAUUCUUCUACUCGCAAGGCUUGUUAUGGGGUUCUACAGAGUUGGGUGUCUAAGAAGUUUAUGACUGGAUUUGUCGUACUCUUUCCUGUUGCUGUUACAUUCCUCAUCACUUGGUGGUUUAUCCAGUUCGUUGACGGGUUCUUCAGUCCGAUAUACGAGAAUCUUGGUGUUGACAUAUUUGGACUUGGGUUCAUUACAUCUGUACUUUUCACUUUCUUUGUUGGAAUAUUUGCUUCGUCGUGGCUGGGUUCUACGGUUUUCUGGCUUGGGGAGCAGUUUAUAAGGCGAAUGCCCUUUGUGAAGCACAUAUAUUCAGCUUCUAAACAAAUUAGCACUGCUAUUUCUCCGGACCAAAACACUACUGCCUUUAAAGAGGUAGCAAUUAUUCGUCACCCUCGUAUUGGUGAAUACGCAUUUGGAUUUAUCACAUCAUCGGUGACACUUCAGACUGACCAUGGAGAAGAAGAGUUAUGUAGUGUGUAUGUGCCAACGAAUCAUCUGUACAUAGGAGAUGUGUUUCUGGUGAGUAGCGAAGAAAUCAUAAGGCCAAAUUUAUCGAUCCGAGAAGGAAUAGAGAUCAUAGUAUCGGUGGGGAUGACAAUGCCGCAAGUGAUAUCUCAUGCGGACAGGACAACAAAUAGAACUCCUCACCAACACAGUCUCAGGGUUCCUCUCAACAGACUUUAGUUAAUAGCAGUAUGGCCUCUCUACCUUGUAAAGAUAGUUUACGCGUUGUGCUCAAUCGUGAAUUUUUAAAAAUUUCGAAUGACUAUUACAUAUGUAGUAACAAAUAUUCACGAAUUUA
This is a messenger RNA of Arabidopsis arenosa, 934 nucleotides long. The record is from the annotation of a GenBank genome assembly. Lineage: Eukaryota; Viridiplantae; Streptophyta; Magnoliopsida; Brassicales; Brassicaceae.